GUAAAAAAAAAUCAGUUUUUUGGGUAUGUCGGCUGAGUGAAGGUCUCUGACAAACAAAGUGCAAAAAUAAUACAAAUUGUAUUACAAACAGUGCGAAUUUUUGGUCAAAUAAUACGUAUAUAUGCUGUUUGUAUUUGGAGUUUAUUAUUAAAACCUUAAACCGUUAACUCGUAUAAAUGUCUAGUGUAUAACCUCUCAAUAAGCAAUUAGCCUUUCUUAUUGUAAUAAAAUUCCUUAGCUCGCGAUAAAUGAAAGUGUUGUUUACAUUCCGUGAAGUGCAUGGUGUGCAGUUUGCGGCCGUUUUGGAUGCAAGUCGUAAGAAUAACGUAGCGAGAGUCCGCGAGUGAAAAUGCAGGGGCAAGAGUUUGUGUGUUCAAAAUGUGUGUAAAUCAGUGUAAUUUAAUUACAAGGUGUUAUUGUGGUGUUCUGUGCUGGAUGUCGCGGUAGGAUUGCCAUGUCCCGGCUGGUCGACUACUUCGUGAUUGUGGGAUUCGACCACGAGAAAGAAAGAGGCGGGCUGAGCAGUGGCGUCAUCCUACAACGCUUUCCAGAGAUCAACUGGGAGGACACUCCUUUCCACGAAGGGAUAGAAUGGUUCUGUCAGCCACAAGGAUGGGCGUUGUCGACGGAGCGGUCGGAGCCGCGCUUCUACGUGUCGGUACUGACGGACGUGGACGCGAACAGGCACUACUGCGCGUGCCUCUGCUUCAACGAGACCGUCGCCAUCACGCCCACCAAGCCUGCAGACGAGGACGAGGAGUCUUUGGAGCCGCGGCCGGUGGCCAACAUCACGCACCACAGCAUCAUGUACGCGCCCAAGUGCCUCGUCAUAGUGUCGCGGCAGGACUACCUGGACACCUUUCGGAACUGCUUAGGCAUUAUCUACACAGUAUGGGUAGAGAACCUGGGCGUACCGCUGGAGACAUUGGUGGGCAACCUGCUGGGCUGCGUAUUAGUACCUCCAGCGGGUGGCCCGCAGGUCCGAUUCAGCAUCGGCGCGGGCGACCGCCAGGCGUUGCAACCUCCGGCCGCACCGCCGCUGCCCGUCACACAUACAUCCGUGCACAUGCUACUACGAUUAUUAGGCAUCCACAACUCCGUAACCCUCUGGUGCGCCGUGAUGUCCGAGCACAAAGUCCUGCUAGUCUCCCUCGCGGCAGCGCGCCUAGCGGCCGCCUGUAGAGCCCUUGCCGCGCUCAUGUUUCCGUUCCGCUACGCGCACGUGUACAUACCGCUGCUGCCGUCCGGCCUGGUGGAGGUGCUGGCGACGCCCACGCCCUUCCUUAUUGGAGUCCACUCCAGCUUAAAGGAGGAGGUGUCGGAGUUGCUAGACGUAAUAGUAGCGGAUCUGGACGUCGGUUCCCUCCACAUCCCCGCCGGCGUGAAUAUCCCUCGGCCCGACGGGAAGCUCCUAUCAUCCCUCCAAGAAGACCUAGCAUUGGUCUUACAACCGGAGCUACGGUCUGCCGAUUCAGCCUUCGCACCACCACCUCCUGCGGCUUCACCGCCUCAUAUGCUGGAUAAGGAGAUCAGGGCCGUAUUUAUGAGGACGUUAGCGAAGUUGCUGCAAGGUUACAGGCACUGCCUCACAAUCAUCCGCAUUCACCCAUCCCCGGUGCUCACAUUCCACAAAGCCGGGUUCCUGGGCAGCCGCGGCCUGGCGCAGUGCCCGUUCGCCGUGCGGCUGCUCGACUCCAUGUUCUUCAACGGACUGGUCGCCGAGCGCGGCCCGCCGUGGCGCCCUACUGACAUAUGGGACGAGCUCGUGCAGAACCUACCAGAACAUCUGAGGUUAGAAUCGCUUAAUCCAAACCUGGAGCUGCAACACAUACAAGACCUCGCGAUGCAAUUGCAACUCAACGAGAAUCCUAACCCGCAGACAUACCAGCAGCGCAUUCUCCGACCACCAGAAGGAGCCUCAGCCCGCAUCCACCAGCCUCCCCUGCCGACGUUGGACCCGGUACGCGUCAAAGAGGUCAUCGACGAGGUCACCGCCAGGAACGCCGAGCAUCCCAAACUAACAGCGCUGCGAGCGCCCGUGCCGCGCAUCGUGCCGCCCGCGGCGCCGCCUGCGGGCGCGACCGAGGCCGGCCACGUGCUCGUCACCAACUCCGCGCGCCGCCUCGAGGUCCUCCGCGCCUGCAUAGCAGCGAUAUUCGAGUGCCGCUACGCAGACGCGCGCAAAUCGUUCCCCGCCGUACUGCUUGCGUUACGCGCGUGCGCCGCGCGCGCUGCGCUCGUGCGCGACCUGGCCGCGCGCCUGCCCAGCAACAAGCACUUGCUACACCACCACCAGUUCGAGUUACUAGUCAGACUAAUGAACUGCGCGCUUCAAUCCGCUUCAGCCUUGGACGAGCAUUCGAUAGCAGCGGCGAUGUUGCCGCUCGCGACCGCCUACUGCCGCAAGCUGUGUACCGGCGUCAUCCAGUACGCGUACAUGUGUAUACAGGAGCACCAAGUAUGGACGAGCCAGCAGUUCUGGGAAGCAGCCUUUUACCAAGACGUUCAACGUGACAUAAAGGCACUUUAUCUCCCCAGUCCCACGCACCACCACCACCAGAGGGCGCCUAGUCCAAGGGACGACGACGAAUACUCGUUGCUGAGGGCACAGGAACCCAGCGCGUUGGAGAUCGCCGCCGAACAGAUGAGGCUGUGGUCCUCACUACCUCCAGAAAAGCAACGCGAAAUAAUAGCGAGCGAAGAACAAACGCUAUACAGCCAGGCCAUUCACUACGCCAAUAGGAUGGUCUACCUACUUCUGCCACUAGAGGGCGCGGGGCGGCGCGCCGACGCGAGAGGAGAGGACGCAGACAGAGCUAGCAAUAGCAUCACUAACAGUGUGGCGGAAUCGGACAGUGCUGACGCGGAGUCCGGUUUCGAGGAGGCCGACCCCGGCGAGGCCGGGAACAAUGUCAUCAAGAUGGUCUCCAGAUUCGUAGACAAGGUGUGCACAGAAGGAGGGGUGACGGCAGACCACGUGCGGUGUCUACACCAAAUGAUCCCCGGCGUGGUGCACAUGCAUAUGGAGACCCUCGAUGCCGUAGCUCGAGAAAGCCGCCGCUUACCGCCUGUACAAAAGCCGCGAAUAGUGGCCCCCUGGUUAGUACCCGGCGAGGCGGUGUCGGGCGCGGCGCUGCGCUGCUGCCUGGCGGCGGACGGGCGCGCGGCGCCGCUGCUGCCCGCCGAGGGCGCGCUGUUCCUCACCAACUACCGCCUCGUGUUCCGCGGGGCGCCGCUCGACCCGUUCGCAUGCGAACAAACAGUUGUGAGGUCGUUCCCUUUAUGUGCGCUGACGCGUGAAAAAGCUGUACGCACGCACUACCUACCGCACUUGGAGCAUUCGCCGCAGGAGGGACUUCAGCUGCGCUCCGCCACCUUCCAGCUCAUCAAGGUUGUACUAGAUGAGGAAGUGAGCUCGGAACAGCUGGACGUGUUCCGGAAGGCGUUAGCGCGAGUCCGGCACCCGCAGCACGCGACGCACCACUUCGCGCUCGCGCCGCGCGCCAUGCCGCCUCCGCCCGGACCACCGCCCAAGCACCACACACUCAAAGGCUUCGCAAAGAAGACCCUACUAAAGACGGCCCGACGGGCGGGUCUCAAGCCGAAACCGUCCAAGCGGCAAAAGUACGUGCUACCUUCUGCGUCCGCGCGGUCGUUGACCUCGCCGCCGCUCAUGUCGUCUUUGUCGGCUGAUACGCUCUCAUUGGAGGAGCUGGAGCUGGCGGGCGCGGAGGGCGCGGAGGUGCCGGCGGCGCGCACGCUGGAGCGCGUGCGCGAGCGGGCCUACGCGCGCGACUGGGCGCGGCUCGGCCUCGCCGCGCCACCCUUCCGCCUCACGCACACCAACGCCGUCUACACGCUGUGCCGGAGUUAUCCAGCAGUGUUCCCCGUACCUGAGGGCGUCGGCGACGAGUCCCUCCGAAGAGUCGCUCGAUGCUACCGACAAACUCGCCUGCCGUGCCUCACGUGGCGACAUCCGAGAACGCAUGCGUUACUAGCCAGAUCGGCGGCGCCGCACCACAAGGGCGUCAUGGGUAUGCUGAAAGGCAGCCACCAGACGCAAGGCGCCGCGCAAAGCGGCACUGAAACCACGUCCAGUUUAGAACAGGAACGAUACUUGGCAACGCUGGUAGCCUGCACGCCAGCGUCGCGUGGCGAGCUCGAAGAUUCAAGUCUCAGUUUAGAUUCGUUACUCCUCACGGAAGAACCCACGCAUACGCCGCUGCUCAACAAGCCCGGUACCAUGGGAGCUGCCACACGAGGCUCUGGUGGUGCGGGCGGAGCGCGACACUUCGGCCGCUGGGGCUCACUGAAGGGCCGGCAGCCUUCCAGCCUCGACCUAUACCAGCGGCAGCGCCUUUCCGCCGCCGAUGUCGACUCGGUUUCGGGCGACGGCACGGGCGGUGUGCGACGCGCUUCGCUAUACAUCGUGACAGAAAAGGGGCUCAGCAUAGCAACAGUUAGCGGCUGCGAGCCCGUCCCGGCAGAAUACCCGGACGGGCGCGCGGCGAGACACGCCUUCAAGAAACUGCUGCGGGCGGCCGCGCCUUCCGCGCCGGCGGCGCCCAACGAUCCUGGCUUCUACAGAUUGGUGGAGGAAUCAGGCUGGCUGUGGCAACUUCGGCAGCUGUUUCAACUAGCUGGCUGCGUAGUGGACCUGCUAGAUUUGCAAGGUUCAUCUGUGCUGCUGUCGCUUGAGGACGGCUGGGAUGUGGUGGCGCAGGUAUCAUCCCUGGCGCAAAUCUGCCUAGAUCCCUACUACCGGACGAUAGAAGGGUUCCGCACCCUCGUGGAGAAGGAGUGGCUGGCCCUUGGACACAAGUUCCAGCAGCGGCUCAACAUCGGGCCCACUCCUCAGCAGGGCUACACGCCCACCUUCCUCAUGUUCCUUGAUGCUGUCCACCAGCUCCAGAAGCAGUUCCCGCUAGCCUUCGAGUUCAAUGAUUACUACACCCGCCUCGUCGCGUACCACAGUACGUCGUGUCGGUUCAGAACAUUCUUACUCGACAACGAGGCCUCACGAGCUGAACUAGGGCUCGUGGACGAGCGCCGGCCGGACAUCGGCAAUCGAUUGGGCGUGGAGACGGGCGUGACCGGUUCAGAAGAGGACGUGUACCGCGCGCAGCACGGCCAGUCGCUGUUCGACUACAUCGACAAGCUGCACCAGAAAUCGCCUAAUUUGUACAAUUUCCUGUACACGCCGGACCUUGAUAACCCGGUACUACGGCCGAUGUCGUCCGUAUGCAGCCUGGAAGUGUGGGAGUACUACACGCACGAGGAGCUAGCGCACGGCGCGCCGUACGACCUGGAGGCGCAGUCGGCCGACGACGAGCGGGAGUCGCGCGCUCGCCGCACCGUCACCGCCGGAUACGAUAGUAUACCCCGUGCCAUGCCGGCUUCGUUCACUGGACUGUUGGAACGGAUCCGUUCGCUAGAACUGGAGCUAGGGCACCUGCCGCAGAAAUGGCGCGUGCGCUGGGAUCAGCUAGAGUUGCCCAACACGUUGGAGUUGCAGCGCAACUCGUCCCUCUCCUCGUCCGUGGUCCGUCGCUGCACGCUGAUGCUGCACAAGCGCGGCACGCUGGAGCUGCUGGUGCGGGGCCGCCUGGCGCGCGCGCCCGCCGCCGCGCCGCAGCACCGCUGGGGCGCCGCCGCGCACGCCGCGCCGCAGCGCUGCGACCACUGCGACCAUCUGCUGUGGGGGCCCGUCAAGACGGGCGUCCGCUGCAUGGACUGCGGCGCGAGCUGCCACGAGCGCUGCGCGGACCAGCUCACGGCGCCCUGCACGCGGUAUAAGGCGCCGCCGCCGCCCGAGCGGGAUAGAGAUCCGAGGGCCUCUGGGGGAAACAGUGUAGGCACGCUGCAGUCAUCUUCGCAGCAGUACUACGAGCAGUUCUCAUCCAACGUGGCAGAGAACAGGACGCACGAGGGCCACCUUUACAAGCGAGGCGCGCUGCUCAAGGGCUGGAAGCAACGGUGGUUUGUGCUAGACUCCAUCAAGCAUCAGCUUCGCUACUACGAUGCGAUGGAGGACUCUCAUUGCAAAGGCUUCAUUGACUUAGCAGAGGUGAUCACGGUAAUGCAGGCCCCACCCGCACCCGGACCGCCUAAGAAAUGCGACGACCGCUCGUUCUUUGAUCUACGAACGAGCCGACGCACCUACAACUUCUGCGCGAGCGACGCCAACGCGGCGCAGGAGUGGAUCGAGAAACUGCAGGCGUGUUUACAGUGAGCGAGUCACAAACUUCACGCUUUCCUCUUCCGUCGGGAGCGCCGUGAGCGAGAUGCCGAAAGUCUAGCUAAUAGUUUCAGGCGUCAGUAGAGCAUCUUAUUAAAAAAACAUGAUACAAUUAAUACAAUACUGUUUAUUACACGCCUCUAACAGCUUACAUUCAAACAGAGGCAUAUUGACAAACUAAAUAAAUUGUAAAUGUACAAUUUUUCUUUACUUGAAUCCAUUUUUUUGGGAUUAGUUAUUUGGAAACGCUAGCAUUAUCUUUAUUUUUAAAUAUGAAUUUUUUUACUACGCACGCACGCUAAAAACAAAAACCCAAAGAUGGAAUUAAAACUUGUUAUGGACGCCCUCUAGUAUCUUACAUUUUUAAUACCUUUAAUUGUAGUUUAAACUGGUUUAAAAGUAUUUCAAUAACUAAAUCGACAAAAAGUGUAUGACUAGUGAAAUAUACCCACAAAUAACUAAUGUUAAAAAAGUGACGCGAUCUCACGGUCCUCGCGCCAUUUAGCGUAGUUAUUGCGUAAACAGCUUCACUAUCGCUCUAGUUUUUUAAGAGAGUUGAAAAUACGCUGAUGGUUUUUAAGAAGUUGUUUACCUAGUUAGGAUAAUUGUCGACAAAUUUAAUUAUAGUGUUGUUAUGUUGAAUUUGUACAUAUUUUAUCUUUAAUUAUUGUUGUGUAAAGACUUUCGUUCCAUUAUGUGUAAUUCAGUUCGUAGCGCAUCUGUUGCACGUAUUUACUCACUCGUGUCUUCAUUUGAGCGUUUUCAGUGUUGUAAUGUGUAUUUUACAUGCACAUUUAUAUAUUUAAGCAUUUCUGGUGGCCCAUGAGGGGACACAGGCUCAAAUGGUGACACGGCCUUAGUGUGACCGACGCAACGCGAGUUUAGUAAAGUUCUAAAUAUAAUAAAUUGUAUUUCGUAAUGGAAGAUAUUAUUUUUUACUCGGGAAUCUCGUUCCAAUGAGCCACCCUCGUUUAUUGUUAUAUACUCAUUGAUAAUUUUGUAUGUUUUGUAAAUAGUGACACCCACAUAUCAGCCGCCGCGACGCCCUGAAUUUAACCUCUAUAAGUACGCUGGUACAAUGCUUUUAGCCACUGCAUCCGUGUCUUUCUAACUUUAUACGCUCGGAUCCAAUAUGACUACAGUUACAUUCUUCUAAAAUCACGUCUAAUAAAAACACAACUUCAUCGUAGUUUGCUUCUUGAGACAAUUUCAUCGUAGAUUUUUGACCUUUAAUAUAAUCAUUGAUCAAUAAUGUUUAUUUUUACUUGUAACAGUGUCUGACAAUGAUUUCCACUUCGUAAGGCCCAAUUUGCAUGACCAUUUGCAUUACCGUUUCAAUCUAAUUAGAACCUUUCAUAAAGCAAAUAAAGUUGCAUUUCUUGUUUCAUUGCUUUAACAAACGUAAUCCAUCUCAAUUUACUAUACAACAAGGUUGAAAUUAAAAAUAGGAAAUCUUGUAUGAUGGUCCUUACAAGGAUAAAAGAUAUCAAUAUAAAUUUUUGCUUGCAUUUGGGACUUUACGAGUAACGUAACUGCUAUAGUAAAAUAUUCAAUCCGUGAUGUGUAAGAGCCAGAUGCAGGUUAUAAGCACUAGUUCUAUGUAGCCAAGUCUAAUGCAAAUGGUUAUUUACAUUUUUUAUAUAUGUUGGUGUUUAUAAAUUUAAGUAGGUAUGUAUACAGUAAGCGACAGGCAGGCGGAGUUUUAUAUCGAUUUCAGACAAAAAAAUCCAUAUAAAGAUGCAAUAUAAAUCUAUUGACAGAAUGACAUCUUUGAUCUGAAAUCGUCAGACCUGCCGACUAUAUAUGAUUAUUGCUAAGAUUGUUGUGUACAUAUUUUUGACGUGGGGUCCGCAUUUCGUCGCGGUGGGCGAGCGGGAUAUGAAUGUUGUGUUGUGUUUGUGUUGUGAGGGCUCGGUCGAUGCUUUUUAAUCAUGGGUAUUUGUCUUCUAAGUCUACUACUGCUUAGACAAGGCCAGCACGCAUAUUUCACGUUCUAUGUGAGAAUAUACAGUGGGUAUAACGAAUAUUGCUGUUACAAAUUAUUGUUGCCAUAAGCGAUAUUCCUUUUUUUUGCAACUUUUUAAUGUAAUUUUUUGCUGAAGAUUGACCUACUUUUACUUUUUUUACGGUUUCUUAUUAGUUUCGUAUCGUUACUGUUCUAAAUUAACGCUGUCUUCUAAAUACUGCCACAAAUUCGCACGGUUGCAAUGUAAUUUUUAACAUUCGUGUGUUCCUCUAAGUGAAUAAGGUUUACUAUAUCGCGUUAUGUAAUAAUGGGCGGGAAGUUCAAAGGAUUAAAAGCGACUUAACGUCUUAAUUGUAAUAUUAUAAUUGCUCUAACAGUUCUUAUAGUUGCAAUUUCCAGUACAGAUAAAUACAAUAUAGAAUUCAAAUCAAAAGGUUAACCUUUUGAUCUUAAGAUCAAAAGCUCGAAGAGUUCUCACAACAAUUAGAUGUACGCGCCUGUAGCGCUGUAGAAAUUAUUCGUGCCAAAUAUGCACCGAGUGCGAUCAGAACUUGCUUUGCUCCAACACGGGCCGUAUACUCAUAGGCCCCCUGAGAUCAACUCCGUACAAGGUUUUAUAGGCCUCCUAAAGGCCGUACUUAAAGGUCGGGAAGGGCUCACGAGGCCACUGUCAUAUCAGAGAGUGGAGUGUAUGAAAUAGUUUCACUAGACAGCAUUGUCAUCACGGUAUAGGUUAGGCCUGAUGGGUCUCUGUAAGCACUACUGGUAAAGCUUUCGCUUGGUGUUUCACUGCCUUUAAAAACAAGUAAGGGGCGAUUGAUUUAAUAGCUAGUAGUCAUAACUGACCAUCGGUGGACCUUUAUGUUAAUCUAUUUAAUAUGGACCUUUAUGUCUUUAAAAUAAAGUUAACAAAUUGUCAGUUAACAAUGUGGGCGAUGGUACGGUACGGUAGCACUUAACCUAUUAUCACCAAAUGUCAGCGUGUAGUUUAGGGGUCAUCCAUUAAUUACAUCACACGUUUAGGGAGGGGAGGGGGUCAAGAAAAUGUGACAUGUUUUGACAAGGAGGAGGGGGGAUUCACAAGCUUUGUGAUGUCACCAACUUAUUUAAAUUAUUCUAUUCGCUGUACAGUUAAAUAACUAGUUUUUGGAACGAUAAUCGUUUUUAAUCGUUUAAUUUUCUUUCUUUCUUUUAAAAAAUUACUAAUAUUUCUUUUGUCAAAAAUAUUUUGAUAAAAUAUUAUUUUAAAUAUUACUUAAUUUGAUUUGCCGAUUUCAUUUAUAAAAAUGUGACGUCACACCAGGGGGGAGGGGUUUGCCAAAUGUGACCGUGUGACAAGGAGGGGGGAGGGGUAAAAAAAACCUCGAAAUUCCUGUGACGUAAUUAAUGGAUGAACCCUUAUGUAUAACUUCAUUGGACAAAUGGCACAUAUCUACAAAAUAGGUAAUCAACAACAAUCAAUUAUAUAGGUAAAUAGUUACCAUAUAAGGACCCGUGUUUCAAUACUGAUUUGUCUAAAACGUAGCAAUUAAUAUUGCUACAUUUUAGACAAAUCAGUAUUGAAACACCCAUAUGCCCAUUGGGUCGUUUUCGACCCACACUCUUUAAGGUUACAGGCUCACUCCCCUACUAAUUUUAACGUGUAGGAGCUUGUUUUAUUCAUUGGGUCGAAAACGACCCAAUGGGCAUAUAUGGGUUAGAAAGGAAAACACCACGUAGAAACACAAAACAUUCUGUAUGGAGCGGCGUAAACUAUUUAAACUUAACCUCUUGAUUUAAACUUAAUCAACGAACUUCGUGAAUAAUUUUCCACUUUAAUUGUGCAUAGUUUGCAUGUAAUGAUUACAUGCAAACUAUUGUAAUCUCACAAAACGGGUCCUGAACUAGAUAUCUGCCACUAUUUUAGAUUCGCAGUUCGCAGUUUUGCCUUAACGUUUGACAAGAAAAUGGCUUAUCUGCUUACUCAUUUGAAUACUGUUUACUAUAUUAAAAUGUAUUUAUAUAGUAAAACUCGCUCCAUACGAAGGAUGUUCUACUGAGGCUGAAGGGACAAAAAUGUGUCUUGAUGCUUAGGCGUAUUAUACCGCUUUAUAAACGCCUCUAAGUAAUACGAGCAGAAGUAAAGUCUAACAUAUUUUUUUAAGUAAUUGACUUCCUCUUUAAAGGCCAGAGCACACCGGAUGUGUAUGUAAAGAUCUGCACGUGAGCGUGCACUAAAAUGUUGGACCCGUGCAUGCAUACUUCACGCAAGAAGUGUGUCGUCUCUCAUAAGGAUCUGUAUUUUACAAUGCGCACGUACACGGUUGCGCACACGCAUCCGGUGUGCACAGGCCUUUAAUAUAGGAUUUCACUAGAACCGUUCGUUUCUAAUGUUAAAGAUAUUCAGCUUAACGCAGUUGAUCUUAACUAAUUGGCUUUAAUGGAUGUUCACCCUUAUGCAUUGGAUUUGGUUUGGUCGUGCAUACAAAUUGCUUUUGCUGCGUUGGGCGAUCUCUUAUGUAAGAAAUCAUUGCGAUCGUGUAAAGCUGGUUUUACUGUACCUGCCUAUUUAGUUACGCCCGAGGCUUAGCUUAACCAACAACGUCUACCGCUUCUGGUCGAAAUAAUCUGUGUGACUAUGACCGUUCGUCCCGUUAACUACGUUCAUAGUUUCUGUGAGCUGACCCAGUCUCGUAUGUGCUGUGUACCGUCAAAAAAAGAGAUUUUUUAAAAUAAA
Cydia strobilella is the source of this 10920-nucleotide messenger RNA. It is a transcript of the gene Sbf, whose product is annotated as myotubularin-related protein 13. The transcript is spliced from 40 exons. Gene Ontology annotation, molecular function: guanyl-nucleotide exchange factor activity. The record is from RefSeq and is a predicted model, not a curated record. The coding region runs from base 455 to 6232 and encodes 1925 amino acids. NCBI's taxonomy places the organism in Eukaryota, Metazoa, Arthropoda, Insecta, Lepidoptera, Tortricidae. Gene Ontology annotation, cellular component: cytoplasm; membrane.